UCUGUGGCAUCAUGGCGGGAACGGAGGCCCCCCAGCCGCAGAAACGCUAUUACCGGCAGCGCGCCCACUCCAACCCCAUGGCGGACCACACGCUGCGCUACCCUGUGAAGCCAGAAGAGAUGGACUGGUCUGAACUUUACCCAGAGUUCUUUGCACCGCUUACUCAAAAUAAGAGCCAUGAUGAUGCAAAGGAUGAGGAAGAGAAGCAAGCUGGGGCCCAAGUGGAGUUUGCAGACAUAGGGUGUGGCUACGGUGGUUUGUUAGUGGCACUGUCACCACUCUUCCCAGAUACCCUGAUUCUGGGUCUGGAGAUCCGGGUAAAGGUGUCGGACUAUGUACAAGACAGGAUUCGGGCCCUCCGUGCCGCUCCUGGAGGUGGAUUCCAGAACAUUGCCUGCCUCCGCAGUAACGCCAUGAAACACCUGCCUAACUUCUUCCGCAAGGGCCAGCUGACGAAGAUGUUCUUCCUCUUUCCCGACCCACAUUUUAAGCGAACAAAGCAUAAAUGGCGAAUCAUCAGUGCCACACUCCUGGCGGAAUAUGCCUACGUGCUAAGUGUCGGGGGCCUGGUGUACACCAUCACCGAUGUGCUGGAACUACACCAGUGGAUGUGCACCCAUUUUGAAGAGCACCCACUGUUCGAGCGCGUGCCUCUGGAAGAGCUAAGUGAAGAUCCCAUUGUGGAACAUCUGGGCACUUCAACUGAGGAAGGAAAGAAAGUCCUACGCAAUGGAGGAAAAAAUUUCCCAGCCAUCUUCCGAAGAAUACAGGAUCCAGUCCUCCAGACAGUGACCCCCAAUCCCACCCUGCCUGACCACUGACUUCUAACUCUGCCUGAGCUGGACUCAUCUAGUAACUAGAAGAAAGAUCAACUCUGCACCCCAGACCUGCUCAGACUGCUGGGACACGGCCAUGAUCUCUGAGAAGCUGCAUGUGGCCUGUGUUCUCACCCAUUACCGACUCUGUGUUCUUGCCCCUCCACUGUCAGAAGAAAGCAGAAGAAGCUGACCGAGAAGGUCAAAGGACCUUGGACCAGAGGGUGUAUUUGGAGGGGUGUGGGGUUUUCUUCUCCUCAGCUGGAGUGAAGAGGGCAGCGCCCUGCUGUCUAAGCUGUGUGUUUGGCUCAGGUUGCCCCCCCCCCCCCGUUGUGUUUAUUCUGCAGUCCUGGGGAUAGUGUGUGUGCCCGCGUGCCCAUGCUGCUGUUUCCCAGGAAUGCUGGGGUGUGUAUCACGUGCCUCCUCCCGUCUCCUGGCUUACAGUCUGACCUGGCCAUCGGUGCUGCCGUUAUUGUUGCCGCCUCGUACUGGAGGGCGAGAGGGAUACCACAGUGACCUUUGAUUCCAGACUUUCCCAGCUAACUGACUGACAUACUACCUGAUGGGCUGAGGGAGGGAAGGCGGAGGAAGAAAGACCGAGGAGCAGGGAGCUAAACCGGAAUAUUAAUUUUUAAAAUGUAUGUGUGUAUUUGCCUGCAUGUAGGUAUGUGCCCUACACUUGUGCCUGGGCCCUUGGGAGUUGGUUCCCCUGGAACUGGAGCUACAGACAGUUGUGAGAGUCUGGUGUGGGUGCUGAAAACCAAGUCCUGUUUGUCUGUAAGAGCAGCCAGUGCUCUUAACUGCUGAACCAUCUCUCCAGCCCCUGAACGGGAAGAUUCUGUGGUUCAAAGUAGUAUGUGGCUGCUGACCACAAAGAUGCCCAAAAGAGACUGAGUGACCUUAGCCUUCAUACUAUCCAAAGACAGAAUCUCCAAACUUACAUACUUUCCAAAAACAAAAUAAAAAAAAAAAAAACUCCUUUGUAUUAUUAUUAUUGGUUUCUCAAGACAAGAGUGUAUCCCUGGCUGUCCUGGAACUCACUCUGUAGACCAGGCUGGCCUUGAACUCUCAGAGAUCCGCUUGCCUCUGCCUCCUGAGUGCUGGGAUAAAGGUGUGCGCCACCGCCUGGCGUGUAUUAUUUACAUUCUUGUGUGUAUGGAGGUGAGGGUGUACACAGGUCCAUGUGUGAUGGUAGAGGACAACCCAAUGGCCUCAGUUCUCGUUUUUCACUCUGGGUCCCUGGAAUCAAACUCAGAUCAUCAGACUUGGGUCAAGUUCACUUACUUGCUGAGCCUUCUUGCUGGCCCUAGGACACUCUCUUCAUUUCUCUUCCUCAAACCCUAAUCAUCAUGUCUGAAAGGAAGGGACUUGUUGAGCUAAGACACUCCCUCUCCCAAGAAACUAAGAUGGAGUGUGGAGAGAUGACUCAGUCAGUGGAUAAGAGCACUCAGUCUUCUUCCAGAGGACCCGGGAUGGAUAACUUUCAACAGCUUGUAACUCCUGUUCCAGGAGACCCGAUGUCCUCUCCUGGAUUCUGGGCAUGCAUAUACAUGCACAUGUGUGCGCACACACAUGCAAACCAACAUUCAUCUGCAUAGUUUAAAAUCUUUAAAAUGAAAAGGGAUUAGAGCUAUGGCUCAGUGGUUAAGAGCACUUGUUGCUCUUGUAGAAAGCCUGAGUUCAGUUCCCGGCACUCAACAGGUGGCUCAGUCAUCCUUAAUUAAAGUUCAGGGGAUCUAACUCCUGAUUUCCACUGUCACCAGACAUAUGUCACACAUGGAUUAAGGCAAAUCAUACACAUAAAA
Chionomys nivalis (European snow vole) is the source of this 2620-nucleotide messenger RNA. RefSeq names its product methyltransferase 1, tRNA methylguanosine (gene Mettl1). Lineage: Eukaryota; Metazoa; Chordata; Mammalia; Rodentia; Cricetidae. Gene Ontology annotation, cellular component: tRNA methyltransferase complex. Gene Ontology annotation, molecular function: tRNA (guanine(46)-N7)-methyltransferase activity. The transcript has 6 exons. The record is from RefSeq and is a predicted model, not a curated record. Bases 12 to 821 code for a protein of 269 amino acids. Gene Ontology annotation, biological process: tRNA methylation; RNA (guanine-N7)-methylation.